GGAUACAAAAAGAAAAACAAAACAGAUUAGAAAAAAACUGAAAAUUUUCUAUCAACAAUCAACCAAAAAAAGAAAAUAAUUGAAAAAAAUAACUAAAUCUUGGAUUUUGUGUAUAAUUUAUGCUAAAAUAAUUUAUAAGGCAUAAAUCUUAAUUAAAAACAAAAUGAAUUCUAGCCGUUCUACGUCUACUUCGUCGUCUGGAAGUUCAACAAGCAGCGGAAGUACAAGCUGCACAGAUAGUGGUUCAUCUUCAACAGAUUCCGAGAGUACUACAUCCAGCGAUGCCAAACCUUUAAAUGCGUCAAGAGGAAACGAUAAUAACAAAAACAAGCCACAAGUAACAACCAGAAGAAAGAGCUCGGAAAGUAAGACAAACCAACAAAAAACAACGGCAGAGGCAGAAAAAACAACAAAACUUAAUACGAGCAAUAGCUCGGCGGUAGCCAAGCAACCUAAUAAAAAUGUAGCUUAUUCCAGUGACGAUGAUACACCACCUGCUAAAAAACCACUUAAAAGACUGUCGACUACAUCUACAACUCAGCCCAGUCAAAGGCGAAGAUCCUCUGGAGGUUUUGCCUUGACAGCCUCCAAGUUACAAAAGGCACAAUCAGAGAACACAACUUCUGGCGUAGAGGUAACAAGUGACACUAAACCGGCCAAGACAAAUGAUAAUGAAAAAGAAAAAUCAACGAUUUUGCCAAUAGCUGUAGAUCCAGAAGUUAUGGCAAAAACCAGUACGACAACACCCAUAAAAAAGGUAAAACAAGAACCACAAACCAAGGUCAUAGGCAAGAAUACAAAUCCAGUUAAUGAUAACACGGAACAGACAACAGCUAAAGCAAAACAAAUUCCAAAUAAACGAAAUAAUGGUCCUUCUCAAUCCAUAAGAGCAGCUGCUGCUGCAUCGUCAAGAAAAAAAUGUUCUGAUGAAUCUGAGUAUGAUAGUGUUUCCGGCUCAGAAGAUGAAUCUUCAAGUAGCAGUAGCGAAACUGAAAGUAGUGACAAUAGUUCAUAUAAUUCCAAGGUCGGAAAGGGUGGUGGUGAAGGUAUAGGCGGCAAACGACGUCCGAAGAAUAGACAUACCGAAAUAGGUGCUAAAAAUAAAAAUGAAUUUUCCGAUUCAGAUAGAGGAGAGAGUCCGCCCAAGAAUACCAGAAAUAGAAAACUUACACGUUCUCUAAGUACCAGACGAAACAGUAAACCAUUAGUUAAAACUUCAGCUGGAGCCAGUCAACAGGAUGUCGGCUCAGAUUCCGAUUCAGAAGCUAUUAAUGGCACCGUGGGCGAUAUGAAACGCUCACUCUGCAAGAGUCCGGCCAAAAAAUCCUACAUUGGUCUUGGCGCCACAACGCUUAGUAAAUGUAGCGUAAAGAAGGAAAUCAGUAACAAUGGUUUUCCCAGCAUGUCUAGAGCACCCACGCCACCACAAUUGGAAAAGCGAUGCCCAGUUGAUGGUUGUGACUCCUCGGGUCACCUAAGCGGAAAUUUAGAUCGCCACUUUUUACCCGAGGCCUGUCCAAUAUAUCACAACAUGUCUGUAUCCGAAUGUAAAGAAAGAGCUAAUGAACGCAAGCUACGGGCAGAGAGUCUCAGCAGUAAACCUUCUACAGCCUCGAACCAUUUGGAUGGCCAUAAAUCUGGUCCACAAUCAUCAACAAAGCACCUACAAACUAUUGAACAAAAAGAAUUUUAUAGUAAAAUUAAAGAAUCCAGAGCCCGUUUUAAACCCAUAGCAGAGGUGGUAAACUGCGAUAAAGUUAAACUGGAAAAGGAUUGUAACGAUGAAGAUCGUGAGCCCAGUUUGAUAGGUUUAGUACCCGAUUAUGAUUUACAGUUGUUUAGAGAUGCCCAGGCUUUAGCUAGUGAAAAAAUUGAAGAUGAAGUUAAAGAUUUGCCGAUUGGUAAAGGCAUCAAAUAUAUCACAAUGGGUAAAUAUAAAAUGAAAGUAUGGUAUCAGUCUCCUUAUCCCGAAGACGUUUCGAGGCUGCCGCAAAUGUACAUUUGUGAGUUUUGUUUACGUUAUCAAAAAUCAGAAACCGGCAUUAAGCGUCAUGCUCACAAAUGUGUUUGGCGACAUCCGCCCGGUGAUGAAAUCUAUCGCAAAGGUAAAUUACAAGUGUGGCAAGUAGAUGGUAAACGUCAUAAGCAAUAUUGCCAGCAUUUGUGUUUAUUGGCGAAAUUUUUCCUGGAUCACAAGACUUUGUACUAUGAUGUCGAACCAUUUCUCUUUUAUAUCAUGACCUUGGCAGAUGUUGAUGGUUGUCAUACAGUGGGCUAUUUUAGCAAGGAAAAGAAUUCUUUUUAUAAUGUUUCAUGUAUUCUAACACUGCCUCCAUAUCAAAGAAAGGGCUACGGAAGAUUGCUGAUUGAUUUUAGUUACCUGUUGACCAGGGUGGAACGUAAAAUUGGUUCGCCAGAAAAACCAUUAUCUGAUUUAGGCUUAAUAUCAUAUCGUUCUUAUUGGAAAGAUGUCCUACUAGAAUAUCUAUGUAAUCGAACUGGAAAUACUUUAAGCAUAAAAGAUGUUUCACAAGAAAUGGCCAUUUAUUCUUAUGACAUUGUAAGCACUCUACAGGCAUUGGGUAUGAUGAAAUACUGGAAAGGCAAACAUAUAGUACUUAAAAAACAGGAUGUUUUGGAUGAUUAUGAGGAGCGCAUUAAAAGACGUGGAACAUUUCCUAAAAUUGAUGAAGCUUGUUUGCGUUGGAAUCCAUUUGUACCGCAACAGAAUAAUGACUCUCCCUGAAAAAGGGUCAUACACAAUUAUGAUUAAACAAAAUAAUGCCGUCAUUACAAAGAGUUACAGAUUUUUUUUUUGUGUAAUUUAAAUAAAACCUUUUUUUAAUACGGAAUUUAUGGAACAAAGAAAAUCUCAUCAUUAAUACGUUAUUAAAUUAAGAAAAUAUAUACACAUUCUUUGUUUUCCCAUAAAUCUGUACGAGUCUGAGUCAUUGAGUUAAAAUUUUACAACAGACAAUUUUAUUUUUUGGCAAUUAUUAGUCACACAUGCGCAUCUACAGGUUUUUUGUUUUUCGCUUCACACUUCACAAGGAGUUUUUGUUGUUGUCUUUUAUUUCGAAUAUACAAUGUAUUACAUGUAUAUAACUCUUAUUUUAUAUGGGUUUUUUUUUUCUCAACGAUUCAGCUGCUGCACAAUAAGUAUAUAAUUAUUAAUUAUUUAUAUGUGUAAAUAUAUAUAUAUGUUUAAUGUAUUAGUUUUAAAUACUUUAAAUAUGAAAGAAAAAAACAAUUAUUUGUAAAUGCAAUUAAUGUAUUGUUAAGCAGAGAAAUACAAUAUUAGAAGUUACUCCCAUAAGCAAUAAAUAAACUCUUUAUUUACCCUACAAAGUGUUUUAUAUCAUAAAUAUACACUUGUGUAUGAAUGCAA
Messenger RNA from Lucilia sericata (common green bottle fly), 3388 nucleotides. RefSeq names its product histone acetyltransferase KAT7 (gene chm). Gene Ontology annotation, biological process: regulation of DNA-templated transcription. The transcript has 6 exons. The coding region runs from base 164 to 2746 and encodes 860 amino acids. The record is from RefSeq and is a predicted model, not a curated record. Lineage: Eukaryota; Metazoa; Arthropoda; Insecta; Diptera; Calliphoridae. Gene Ontology annotation, cellular component: nucleus. Gene Ontology annotation, molecular function: zinc ion binding; histone acetyltransferase activity.